Molecule: messenger RNA, 2846 nt
Organism: Phacochoerus africanus (Common warthog)
Lineage: Eukaryota; Metazoa; Chordata; Mammalia; Artiodactyla; Suidae
Gene: RFTN1
Product: raftlin, lipid raft linker 1
Exons: 10
Coding region: 200-1900 (566 amino acids)
Source: RefSeq, a predicted model, not a curated record
AGGGACGGGCGCACAGAUCGCAGGAGGGACAGACCCAAGAGCACGCCUCGCAGCCGGCCACGUCCCCACCCCCUGGCGCCCACGCCUUCUCCGCACCGCCUCCUCUAUAUGGCACAAACUUUCCUCCCGGGACGGAACACGCUGUCUUCGGGAGCCCGCGCCCGCGCCUUCUUCUCGCCUGGUCCAGAACGCUGCUGAAAUGGGUUGCGGACUGAACAAGUUGGAGAAACGUGAUGACAAACGGCCUGGAAAUAUCUACUCGACACUGAAGAGGCCUCAGGUGGAAACCAAGAUAGAUGUGUCCUAUGAGUACCGCUUCCUGGAUUUCACCACCCUGAAUGCUGCGGAGCUCCCACGGGCCUCGGCUGUGAGGCUGGCCUCCCUUAGGGAUCUGCCCGCCCAGCUGCUGGAGCUGUACCAGCAGGGCUUCUCCCUGGUGGCUCUACAUCCCUUUGUGCAGCCGACCCAUGAGUGGAAGAAGACACCCCUCGAGCACAUCUUCAGGGCCAUCCUGAUCAAGAAAAUUGACAGGUCUCAGAACACAGAUCUUCAAAAUGAAGGUUACAUCUUGGAAUUAGAUUGCUGUUCUUCCCUAGAGCAUCUGACAGGCCAAAAAAUCAUCCCAGAAUUCAUCAAGAAGAUCCAGGAAGCUGCGAGUCAGGGCCUGAAAUUCGUGGGGGUCAUCCCUCAGUACCGCUGUUCCGGGGACUCGGCAGGCGGCAGCCCCCAGACGGAAGCCCAGGAAGUGACGAUGGAGCCUGGCAGGUGUGGGCAUGAGAACCUGGGGGCUACAGAUGCACCCGAGGGGAUGGACGGAAGCCCAGAGCCUGGUCAAGGUCCGAGAGGGGCGGCACUUGCUUCCCAGCCACCCAGCCCGCCCUUGGGAGAGCAGGAUGGCGUGGACUCUCCAUUGCAAGGACUCUCCAUGAGCAGGACUCAGGAUGGACCAGCCGGCAACCUGUCGGAAGAGCGUGGAGAGCCACCCUCGGGAAAAAUGGAAAUCUUCACCCUUUUCAACAAACCGAAGAGCCAUCAGAAAUGCCGGCAGUACUACCCUGUCACCAUCCCACUCCGGGUCUCCAAGAAUGGCCAGACAGUGAGCGGUUUGGAUGCCAACUGGCUGGAGCACAUGAGCGACCACUUCCGGAAGGGCGGCGUCCUGGUGAACGCGGUCUUCUCCCUCAGCUUGGUCCAUGAUUCCUUACACAGCUUGACAGAUGGAGUAUUCAUCUUUGAAGCUGUUUCCACAGAAGAUAGCAAAACCAUGCAGGGCUACGAUGCUAUUGUUGUCGAACAAUGGACGGUUCUGGACGGUGUCGAGGUGCAGACAGACUACGUGCCCCUGCUGAACUCCCUGGCUGCCUAUGGCUGGCAGCUCACCUGUGUACUGCCGACCCCUGUUGUCAAGACAACCAGGGAGGGGAGCGUAUCCACGAAGCAGGUAGUCUUCCUUCAGAGACCGUGUCUGCCUCAGAAAAUCAAUAAGAAGGAAUCAAAGUUUCAGUGGCGGUUCUCCCGAAACGAAAUGCACAACAGACAGAGGCGGAAAUCCAGAAGUAAGCUUGGUGUCAGAGACAAGCGGCAAGCAGAAGAAAAUGAGAAGAAUCUAGAAGACCAGUUGCUCAAAGCUGGAGACAUGGGCAACUGUGUGCCAGGGAUGCAGCAGGAUGGCGCCCCUGAGGAGGUGAAGGUCCCUGUCCAGGCAGAGGUCCCAGCAGGAAAGCUGUGUCCUGACAGCCAGCUCUGUGUGGAGGACGGGGCCAUGCAGAACGGUCCCUCCAGCCACAGCCCGGCCCCAGCAGGAGGCUGUGAGGGGCACCCCGGUCCUGAUCCUGGCGAGGAUGCUGGAGUGGGUGGUGCAGAGGAGGAGGCUGCAGAGCCCAUGGCAGCAGAGGCCUGAUGAGCUGGUAAACCUGGGGCCCGGUGCUGGUGGCCAGGCUGGAGGCUGGUUUGCCCUGGUGUCACCUGUUACUCUUUGGCUUGGCUUGACCUCUCUUGAUGAGCUUUCCUGGGCCCUACAAGGAUCAGGUCCCUGACUUGGUUUCUGCACAUCCAUUUGAAAUGUGUCCUAACGCCCCAGUGUUAAAAUACAAGAGGGCAAGUUAUUUCUAGACCUUGGGUGUUCGAGGCCCUCCCCUGGCUCCAGCACUCCUCCUGGGAGGGGAUGGACCAGCCAGUGCCUCUGUCCGCCCCCACCCCCUGGGGCCUCCAGGCCAAAUUCUUGGCUACAAAUCAAGGCUGAGUUGUCCAUCCCCACCCUCCUUGAGGGCAGUGUCCAGCCCCUGCUGCUUGUGUGGCUACUUGGUGACUGUAACAAACCCUGGCUCUUGGUCAGUUGCCCUUCUGCACCUGACCCCCACACCCCAACCUAGGCCCCUGCUGCUUUGGCAAAGAAAAUGACAUUGGGAGGAGAGGUGCCCUGCUUCCUGGCUUUUCUCAAAGUGUUCCCAUAGAUCCUGGUAAUCUGGAAAUGAAGACGUAAUUCUGUGUGUGUACCUACUCCUGCAGAAUGUCUGAGAAUGUAUUCUGUGUUAGUAUUAAUCCCCACAAAAUUUUUUAAAGGUUUUGUAUUCAGCUCAUCACAUGAACACACGUUCCUACUGUCAUAUAAGGGCAAGCCAACUGGUGGGAAGCCCAUGUUACAUGCUCUUUUAAUCAGUGACUCCUUGGCCAAGUCACUUCCCAUGUAUGCUAUCCCGUGUUUAUGUUGUCUGGAAAGUACUGUUGAGGCUUUAAGUAGAUGCAACUGGCAGACCUUGGGGAGAAAGUGCCAACUGUCUUGACCAAACAACAGCUUGUCUCUUUCUUGUUUAGUUACUUAAAGCAAUAAAUCAUUUUUGAGUUUA